AUCCCAGUUCUUCUGAUCAUCUCUCUCAUCAGCAGCAAUAUACUCCGUAUCGCAACGCAACGCAACGCAACGCAAACGCAAAGCACCAACAAGACGAUGCCACUCCAUGCCCUGUUUCUAUCUGUGCUUCUCUUUUGUUGCUGUGUGUUUUUGCCAGUAUCGUCUCUUCGAAUUCUCUUGACCAACAACAAUGGGUAUUCGGACAAUGGCAUGCCGUUGCUGCGCGAUGCGUUGAUAGCGGCAGGCCACGAUGUGUUUGUGUUUGCUCCAACGACUCGUCUGAAUGGUGCCAGUGCGGCGUUGGAUUUGCCCGUGGUCAAUGUGACACAGCGUGACGCAUCCAGUAAUAGUCAAGAAUGGGAGGUAGAUGGAUACGCCGCGACAUGUGUGUUGGUAGGGUUGAGUCAAAUGCAACUAUUGUUGGAUGCCAGUUGGAUUCCCGAUUUGGUGAUUAGUGGCAUCAACGAUGGAUACACCAGUGGAAGUCAAGAUUGGCAUUCGGGAACACUGGGUGGCGCCUUGACGGGUCUUUCCAAGGGCGUCCCUUCGUUGGCCAUUCUCACGGACAGUCCCCAAGAAGUCACGGAUUCCUACUUUAUCAAUGUGGCGCAAUUUGUGGUCCAGUUGGUCGAUACGUUGGAAGACGUCUUUGCCGAAUUCCCCCUUGGAGUCGGUCUCAAGAUUAUCUAUCCCCGCCAAGAAACACCCGAUGCUGUGCAAGGAGUGGUACUGGCGGGAAACAACAAUUACUUUUUCGUCACUUUUGACUACGUGCUCAGCGACACGGUACCCAAUCAACUCGAAGCCAAUAUCGUAUUUGUACGGGAUUCCACCAGUACUACAGAUGGUGCUACAACCGAAGAUAGCAACAGUCUGGCCCAGAGCGAUUCCCAAUUGGUGCGGGAUGGAUACAUUACGGCGCUACCCAUUCAAGCAGAUGUCUCACUCAAGGCGACCAAAUACAAUGAAAACUUUCUAGGAGGACUCGCCGUCAUGUUGGAAACCAUGGAGCUACAGACACCAAUAGCAAGUUAGCUUACUUAUUAGUCAAGCAGGCUACCCAAGUAGCUAAUCAUGGGAUGGAUCAAAAGAAAGGUGAGGCAGGCCAAGGAAAAAGGCUUCUGGCUGGCCAAUACAUACGACGCUGAGCACAGGAGAUAGAGACUGCAUGAUCAUGCAACAAAAGUUCGAUCCGCUUUAUUAAAAAGAUAAUAGGUUUCUCCAAAGCAUGCAUAACUAACUUGCUUGUUGCAAAGU
Molecule: messenger RNA, 1257 nt
Organism: Seminavis robusta
Lineage: Eukaryota; Bacillariophyta; Bacillariophyceae; Naviculales; Naviculaceae
Source: the annotation of a GenBank genome assembly